Rhopalosiphum maidis (corn leaf aphid) is the source of this 4621-nucleotide messenger RNA. RefSeq lists its product as uncharacterized. The transcript is spliced from 26 exons. Gene Ontology annotation, molecular function: protein binding; serine-type endopeptidase activity. Lineage: Eukaryota; Metazoa; Arthropoda; Insecta; Hemiptera; Aphididae. Gene Ontology annotation, biological process: proteolysis. The record is from RefSeq and is a predicted model, not a curated record. The coding region runs from base 82 to 4344 and encodes 1420 amino acids.
AUUGUUUAAUGUUUAGUAAAGUUUAUUUAAUUUAUCUAAAAAACUAUACUGUUUUGUUUCAAUAUUAAUUCGUCAUUGGCCAUGAAGGUGAAGUAUUUCUGGUUAUUAUAUUCAUGUUUAAUUCUUGGAGAGGGCAUUUUUUGUGAUAGAAUACUUGAAAAACGACAAACUUUAACAUCAUGCACAGUAAAUCCUGAGAAUGCGUUUAAUUGUUCAAAUGGACUGUGUAUCGAUACGUCGGCUAUUUGUGAUGGUCAAGCGGAUUGUUCAGAUAGUUCAGACGAGACCAACGACUUGUGUGCUAGACAAACAUGUCAGAGUUAUGAAUAUCGAUGUGAAUAUGGAGCUUGUGUGGAUAAAAGUACGAAAUGCGAUGGUAAAAGCGAUUGUGUCGAUGGCUCUGAUGAAAACUUACCCGAAUGUAAACAAAGCACUAUAAACAGUACUCAACACAUCAAUGGAUCAACCAAAUGCCUUGAAAACCAGUAUAAAUGUAUAUCUGGCCAAUGCAUAAAUGGAACACUAACUUGUAAUGGAAAUCCGGAUUGUAUCGAUGGGUCUGAUGAAACUUUAGCAUUAUGUGAAACAGUUCAGUGUGAUAAUUAUACAUUUCGGUGUGAGUAUGGGGCUUGUGUCAAUGAGGAUAGUAAAUGUGAUGGCGUAAAACAGUGUGUUGAUGGAUCUGAUGAAGAGAAAUGUAUAGUUCCUAAUUCAAUAUCGGAGCCAAUGACACUAAAACUUAUAAACAAUACAAUACAACUUAGGACACAAUCCAAUAAUACGAAUUUUUGCAUUCUACCGAGCCUUGAAGGAGUUAUUUAUUCUUACCAAGGUUCAGAUGAAAUUUUAUCUCACGGAACACUGAUUAAUAGCAAUCGUACUGUAGUCGAGGGUUGUGAAAUUGGAUAUCAUAAUGCUUACCCCAUUAGUUUUAGGGUUUGUCAGAAUAAUGGAACAUGGUCAUCAAAAUCUGAGAAAUUAUGUUUCAAGUGCGGUAGAUCAUAUAUCGGACACCAAUUAUUGAUCGAUAAUGGAAAGACAGCACAUGUUGGAACAGCACCUUGGAAUGUAGGAGUAUAUCGAUUUAAUAAAGAAAAUUCCAAAUAUGACUUGAUAUGCGGAGGAUCAAUAAUUAGUCCAACUUUAGUCGUUUCUGCGGCUCAUUGUUUUUGGAAAGAUGGUAUGCUAUCUAAUAGAAUAUCAAUAAACAAUGGUCUAUAUAGAAUUGCUGUUGGGAAAUAUGAUAGAAAUUACACAGUUAUAGACAAUGAUUUUACUCAAAUAAUGAAUGUGGAAACAAUUUAUCUGAAAGAAGACUAUUUGGGAUAUAAUCGUUUUUAUUCUGAUGAUAUAGCUGUUAUCGUGUUAUCAAACAGAGUUAAUAUUAGUGAUGCUGUUGCACCAGUUUGUGUUGAUUGGAAUAGUAGAUAUAAUGUAACCAAUGGAACUCAAGGAAAGAUAGUUGGUUGGGGAAAUACGGAGAAAGACAUACCAAGUCCAGUUUUAUUAGAAGCAACUUUACCGUACAUUGAUUAUAAUUCUUGUCGAAGUAUGUAUAUCAAUGACUUUCAAAAGUUUGUGACCUUUGAUAAAUUUUGUGCCGGAUCUACAUCAGGACAAGGAGUUCGUGAAGGUGAUAGUGGUGCAGGCUUAACGUUUAAUCAUUUUGAUUUUUAUUAUUUAACCGGAAUAGUGAGUCUCAAGGAUCCAAAUACAAAUAACUCAAUUGCAGUUUUUACAAAUGUUAGACACCACAUCAAAUGGCUUCGUGAACUCUAUAACAAACAUAGUUCUUACGAAAGAGACAAUAUGCUGGAUACGAAAAAUGCAUGUGUUUUACCAACUUCGGAAGGUAUUAUAUAUUCGUAUGAAGGUUCAAAUAAAACUUUAUCUCACGGGACAUUAAUUAACACCCAUCGCAUUGUAAUUGAGAAUUGUGAAAUUGGGUAUCAUAAGGUUUCCCUAAAUAGUUUUAGGCUUUGUCAGGAAAAUGGAAAAUGGAUAUCGGUUGUUAAAAAAUUAUGUUUCAAAAUGUGUCCACCUUUAUUAUCAGAUAGUUUAAAUAUUAAAUGUACUCUAAAUGGUAAAAAUGCUGAUUGUUCAAAUCCAUCUAUACCCGAUACAAUAGCUAUACCAGCAUGUAAGUUUACACAUUCACUACCAAAUAGACAAGAAGAGACUCCAAUUGAAUUAAGUUGUCAGUCUAAUGGAACGUGGAGUAAUCAGCUAUAUAAAUGCAUUCCAUAUUGUGGUAGAAUAUAUUCAAAUAGCAAUACAUUGAUCAAUAAUGGUAUGAAAGCUCGUGUUGGAUCAGCUCCUUGGAAUGCUGGAAUUUAUCAAUUAAAUAAAGAGAGUUCCACGUAUGACAUGAUAUGCGGAGGAUCAUUAAUUACUUCAAAUUUAGUUGUUUCUGCGGCUCAUUGUUUUUGGAAAGAUGGUAUGCUAUCUAAUAGAAUAUCAAUAAUCAAUGGUCUAUAUAGAAUUGCUGUUGGGAAAUAUGAUAGAAAUUACACAGUUAUUGACAAUGAUUUUACUCAAAUAAUGGAUGUGGAAUUAAUUUAUCUGAAAGAAGACUAUUUGGGAUAUAAUCGGUUUUAUUCUGAUGAUAUAGCUGUUAUAGUGUUAUCAAAAAGAGUUAAUAUUAGUGAUGCUGUUGCUCCAGUUUGUGUUGAUUGGAAUGGGAGAUAUAAUGUAAUAAAUGGAACUCAAGGAAAGAUUGUUGGUUGGGGAAAUACGGAAAAAGACAUACCUAGUCCGGUUUUAUUAGAAGCAACUUUACCAUACAUUGAUUAUAAUUCUUGUCGAAGCAUGUAUACCAAUGACUUUCAAAAGUUUGUCACUUUUGAUAAAUUUUGUGCCGGAUCUACAUCGGGACAAGGAGUUCGUGAAGGUGACAGUGGUUCAGGCUUGAUGUUUUUAUAUUCUGAUUUUUAUUAUUUAACCGGAAUUGUCAGUAACAAGGAUCCAACUACAAAUAAUUCAAUAGCAGUUUUUACAAAUGUUAAACACCACAUUAAAUGGCUUCGUGAACUGUAUAAUAAAUAUACAUCUUAUGAAAGUGAUAAUAAGAUGGUUACCAAAAAUGCAUGUGUUUUACCAACUGCCGAAGGAGUAAUGUAUUCUUAUGGAGGUUCAGAUACAAUUUUAUCUCAUGGCACAUUAAUUAAUCCUAAUCGUAUUAUUAUUGAAAACUGUGAAGUUGGAUAUCAUAAGGCUUAUCCAAAUAGUUUUAGGGUUUGUCAGGAAAAUGGAGAAUGGAAAUUGAAUUCUGAGAAUUUGUGUUUCAAAACGUGUCCGUCUCUAUUAUCAGAUGGUUUAGACAUUAAAUGUACUCUAAAUGGUAACUAUACUAAUUGUUCGAAUCCAUCUAUACCCGAUACUAUAGCAAAAACAUUGUGUAAGCAAACGCAUAGAUUACUUAAUGGACAAGAAGGAACUCCAAUCGAAUUACAUUGUCAGUCUAAUGGAACGUGGAAUAAUCCACUAUAUAAAUGCAUUCCAUAUUGCGGUAGACCGUAUGUCAGACACCAAUUAUUGAUCAAUAAUGGUAAGAUAGCACAUAUUGGAACAGCACCUUGGAAUGUUGGAAUAUAUAAAUAUUAUGAGAGUUCCGAGUAUAAAUUGAUAUGUUCAGGAUCAUUAAUUAGUCCAAAUUUAGUCGUUUCUGCUGCUCAUUGUUUUUGGCAAAAUGAUCUGCUGUCUAGACGAAUAUCAAUAAACGACGGUUCAUAUAAAGUUGCCGUUGGAAAGUAUACUAAAGAUUACACAGUUAUUGAUAAUGAAUUUACUCAAAUAAUGGAUGUUGAAACAAUAUAUCUGGCUGAACAUUAUUAUGGAAAUGAUGGAUUUUAUUUUAAUGAUAUAGCUGUUAUCGUGUUAAAAAACAGAGUUAAUAUUAGUAAUGCUGUUGCGCCAGUUUGUGUUGAUUGGAAUAGUAAUUAUAAUCUAACGAUUGCAGCUAAAGGAAAGAUUGUGGGUUGGGGAAAAACGGAAAAGGGCAUAUUAAGUCCCUUCUUAUUAGAAGCGACUUUAUCAUACAUUGAUGAAAAUUCUUGUAGAAUAAUGUAUGAAAACGGAUUUGAAACGUUUGUUACUAAAGAUAAGUUCUGUGCCGGGUCUACAUCAAGACAAGGAGUUCGUGAAGGUGACAGUGGUGCAGGAUUGACUUUUUUAUAUUCUGAUUUUUAUUAUUUAACCGGAAUUGUGAGUGUCAAGGAUCCAAGUACAAAUAAUUCAAUAGCAGUUUUUACAAACGUUAAAUACCACAUUAAAUGGCUUCGUGAACUGUAUAAUAAAUAUACAUCUUAUGAAAGUGAUAAUACGCCGUCUCAGAACUCAGAAUGAAAAGGUUCUAAAUCAAUUUUUUUGAAAAAUUGUGUUUUUGUAUAUAUUAUUUAAUAUUUUAUUCUUGUAUAAAUCAGUCUUGAAAUCGUAUCCAUUCGUUGAUUAUUUAAUGAGAUACUCAGAUUGAAAAGCUUCUAACUCAUACAAAUAUGAAUAAUAAGGAACAAACCAAGAAAUGUCAGUUGCAACCUUUUAAUUCUAAACAAUAAUUAAGAACAAGGCCGUUACUGGAUAAAAAUUUCGGGGGGAGGGGUCCAACGUUUUUUAAAUAUAUAUA